Ylistrum balloti is the source of this 960-nucleotide messenger RNA. RefSeq names its product isoaspartyl peptidase/L-asparaginase-like. NCBI's taxonomy places the organism in Eukaryota, Metazoa, Mollusca, Bivalvia, Pectinida, Pectinidae. The coding region runs from base 1 to 960 and encodes 319 amino acids. Gene Ontology annotation, molecular function: asparaginase activity. The transcript is spliced from 6 exons. The record is from RefSeq and is a predicted model, not a curated record.
AUGUCAUUAGAGCCAAUAAUUAUAGUACAUGGGGGUGCCUGGGCUAUUCCAGAUUCUCUGGCUGAUGGCAGUGUGCGGGGGGUACAAGUAGCUGCCAAGGCUGGGUAUGAUGUCCUGCGGAUUGGAAGGUCAGCUGUGGAUGCAGUAGAAGUAGCCAUCAUGAGUAUGGAAGAUGACCCAGUCUUUGAUGCAGGGGUUGGGUCAGUUUUAAAUGCUGACGGAGAGGUAGAGAUGGAUGCAGUGAUCAUGAAUGGGAGUAACCUAAAGUCUGGAGCCGUGGCAUGUGUCCAGAACAUCAAGAAUCCUAUAUCUCUGGCCAGAGCAGUCAUGGAAAAAACUGACCACACCCUAAUUGUAGGAAAAGGAGCCAAUAGGUUUGCACAGGAAGUUGGUGCUGUAGUUUUGCCAACAGACCAGCUGGUGACAAAAACAGCUCGGAAAGAAUGGGAAGAAUUGAUGAAGUUCCGUACAACAGUCACGACACUUUUUAGUCAAAGGUAUCCACCAACUGACCAUGUCAACCAGGGUCAUGACACUGUUGGAGUUGUGGCACUAGACACACAAGGAAACAUUGCUUUUGGAACAUCUACUGGUGGCAUCACAGCCAAACGUCCUGGUAGGGUUGGAGACAGUCCCAUCAUUGGUGCUGGUGGGUAUGCUGACAAUAUGACGGGAGGAGUGUCUACCACUGGCCAUGGCGAGUCUAUAGCUAAAGUGUGUCUGGCCAGCCAUAUCAACCAUCUAAUGGAGAGAGGAAUGGAUCCACAGACUGCUUCAGAGACAGCCUUGUCUUUCAUGGCAGUGAGAGUUCAGGGGUCAGGAGGUGUGGUUGUACUAAAUAACUGUGGCAAUCCAGGGAAAUAUUUCACAACAGAGAGGAUGGCUUGGGCCUGGAUCAAAGACGAUAUUCUACACUAUGGUCUCAAUCCUGGUGAGGAUUUCAGUGAGAAUGUGCAUUGA